UCGAGAUUUACUUUAGCCAAUGAAAAGCUGGAUGACGUUUUGUUGUUGCGAUCUUUUCCAGCCGAACGCCGAGUGAUCAAUAAUGCGAUGGGCUGCGGGGGUAGUGGUGGCAGCAAUAGCAUGCAGCCUAAGCUUGUCGAAUGCAGACAACAAUGUCUUAGGACGUUUCCAAGACGCCAUUGAGAUCAUGCAGGCUGGAGAUACCGCCAGGGCCGAACAACUACUACUUCGCUUGAGCAUGGUGGCCCCGGACGACGUAGACGUCCACGUUGCGCUGGGAGCAAUGAACCAUCUCGAGGGCAACGUUGAUAUCGCAACGAAGUACUACAACACUGUCCUCACCCUGGACCCGACCAACGACGCCGUGCACGGCAACUUAGCCUUCCUCAACUUCAAAGCAGGACAGUAUGCACGUGCCAUCGACCAUUUUAAAGCCAGUGUCGCAACCAACCCAACGAAAGCGCAGGGCAUGGCACAUAUGAUAGCCCUGGCCCAUCAUGCCAUGGGUGACGAGGUCACCGCCAUCAUGUUCUUCGACCUAGCUCAGCCCUUGCACGACAACGACCCGCAUUUUCACUUCGACUUUGCAGUAUCCCUUCAAGACGAGGGACUGGUCACGCGCGCCAACGCCGAGUACAACCGAGCCCUGGCUUUGGACCCAAACUUUCCCGAGGCUUGGCUUAAUAUCGCCACAUUGCACUUACGCUACGGCAGCAUAUCAACAGCACUUCGAAAUUUUGAUCGCGCUCGAAGGUGCACCCCGCUAACUCCGCACUUGUCGCUGCAGAUCGCCAUCAACUACGGCGUGGCGCUGGAAACAAACGGCCAUGCCAUGGAAGCCCUGGUGCAAUUUGAAACGGCGCAAACGUUGCUGGAAUGGAUGGACCACAGCGAUCGUGAAGCGCUCGACCUGUUCGAGCACAAGACGCGGACACGGCGAGCCAUCGUGUCAUGGGUGGAGUACGAAGAAACGUGGGAUGCAUAUCUCGACGCUACGAUUACGAGGCAGUUGAACAGGGAUGCCGCCAGUUCGUUGGUUCCGUUUUCGAGCCUCAUGGUGGACAUACCUCCACAUCUUCGCCGUCGCAUUGCCGAAGCGUACGCUGGCGCCACUACUCCGAUCCGACCCCCGCAAUCCGUCGACCUGAACAAGAACAAUCGCCGUGUGCACGUGGGGUACUUGUCGCAUGACUUCAACAACCACCCGACGGCCCACCUCAUGGAAGGACUGUUUGUCCAUCACGACACUUUGUCGUUUGAAAUCUCGACGUGGAGCUAUGGCAAAGACGAUGGCAGUGCGUACCGCAAGUCGAUUCCGACGCUAUCGGAGCAUUUCAUGGACGUGGUGCUGCUGGGGACGAACGAGGCGGCCGCCGCCAUCGAAGCCGCUCGUGUCGACAUCCUUGUCGAUGCUCAAGGGCAUACAUUAGGGCAGCGGCAUGCCAUUGUAGCCAAACAGCCCGCCGCCAUAAUCGUCAACUUCUUGGUGUACCCAGGCACGUUGGGGGCUGCGUAUGUCGACUAUAUGGUGUCGGAUAGACAUGUCACGCCAGCAGAACAUGCAGACCAGUACACCGAGCACUUGAUGAUGCUCCCGCAGUCAUAUCAGGUCAACUACUAUGCGUCGUACUACCAGUUUUCCGUCCAAGAGCGUCAUGCCACAGCCGUGACGUCGUCGACGUCAUUUGUGUUUGCAAACUUCAACAAGCUCGACAAAGUGGAACCGCGGGUGUUUAAUGUGUGGAUGGCCAUCUUGCGCCGUGUAUGUAGAUAGGACGAUAUAUGUGCUCGACGCUACGAAUCAAUCUGCCACGUCAUCGUCUCUCAAAAUGAAUACUCAUGAGAUGCAAAUAUAGGUUCCGCACAGCGAGCUGUGGCUGCUGCACCCGACGUCGAGCAACACCCACGACCUCAUCGUGGCCAACCUCGUCCGAGAAGCGGCCCAGCAUGGCGUCGCCGCCGCGCGCCUUCGAUUCCUUCCUCGGUAUAACGUUACGCAUUCAUUCUGAGGACAGCUACGUUUUUGUUCUGUCGAACAAGACGACGGUUUCACUUGCCAUUGACAAUCUUUCAAACUGUGCGCCUGAGAUGGUGUGUAGCGUGUCGAAGGCCGAGCAUUUGACCCGACAGCGCCACGCCGACUUGUUCCUCGAUACAUUUGUGUAUGGCGCUCACUCGACGGCAACAGACGCGCUGGCGGGGUCGCUGCCCGUGCUGACGCUGGCAGGGGGUUCGUUUGCCAGUCGGGUCGGAGUGUCGCUGCUUGCGAACGCCCACUUGACUUGGCUCAUCGUGUAUUCGUGCAAGGAAUUCGAAGACGUGGCAGGUAGGAAGGUUGAGACCAACAAAGAGAACUCGACAUCAUGGUACACGUUAUGUCGUGACACGAUGCAUGACGUGUGCGUAGUGAGAUUGGCUACAUCGCCGCAGAUCCUGCAACGAAUGGUAGACACGUUGGACAUGUUUGGGCCGUCUGCUGCAACGACGGACGCCGCGCCGCUUCCGCUGUUUCAAACCCAUGCAUACACGAUCAACCUGGAACGCAUGUAUCGCAUGGCCAUCGAGGCUCGGAUACAUCUACCGACGCGACAUCACCUGGUGCUGCCAUCGUCGACUUAAGUGCCAUUCCUCGACCUACUUCAAGAAGUCUUCUCGUACAAUCGAAGGUUGUAGUCUCAUGCUGCAUGCCAUUGUGAACGACUGACUAUUGAGUCUUCGCUCUUCGAUGUCGCUCCUGUGUUGCUUCCCCACAGCGCAUUCUACUGUACUUUGGCUAUGCAACACGCUACAGUUAAAGAUGUCGACAGCUUACAUGGUCCAUGCCAAGGAGGAUGGCUAGAACUCCACACAAAAAGCGUUCUUCGAUAUACCCAACUCCGCCCUUGGCCCCUUCCCGCAUCGCUGCGGCAAGGCGCGUCCAGGCAGACCGACCGCGACGACCAUGAGCUCGUCUCCGCGGC
This is a messenger RNA of Aphanomyces astaci, 2960 nucleotides long. RefSeq lists its product as hypothetical. The transcript is spliced from 12 exons. Gene Ontology annotation, biological process: protein O-linked glycosylation. Lineage: Eukaryota; Oomycota; Saprolegniomycetes; Saprolegniales; Verrucalvaceae. The record is from RefSeq and is a predicted model, not a curated record. Gene Ontology annotation, molecular function: protein binding; glycosyltransferase activity. Bases 83 to 1774 code for a protein of 563 amino acids.